Phalaenopsis equestris is the source of this 3935-nucleotide messenger RNA. Its product is annotated as U-box domain-containing protein 52-like. NCBI's taxonomy places the organism in Eukaryota, Viridiplantae, Streptophyta, Magnoliopsida, Asparagales, Orchidaceae. Gene Ontology annotation, biological process: protein phosphorylation. The transcript is spliced from 10 exons. Bases 384 to 2831 code for a protein of 815 amino acids. Gene Ontology annotation, molecular function: protein kinase activity; ATP binding. The record is from RefSeq and is a predicted model, not a curated record.
CAUAAAUUCAUAAGAAUUAAGUGAUAUGUACGUAAAUCUUCCUAAAAGUAAAAUAUAAACUGCUGAAAACAAGAUUAAAUGCGAAAAUAGAAAAAAGUCCAUUGUUCUACCCUGUAUAUUCGCUGCCAUAACAUGUGGCUAAAGGUCAGCCCCAAGUAAACAGCUUCAGCAUCUGGACCUCUUUUGGCCUUGAGCCGUUGCGUAAAGCUCAACUAAAACUCCUUGAUUCCAGGAGUCUAAAAUCAUUUUUUCCCAAAAAAGAGAGGAAAACAAUGAAGGAAACUAGAGACAGAAAGACAAUAUCAUCUUCCUCUCCUCCUCGAACAACAAGCAAAAAACCAGCCAUUACAGCUGACUUGUGAUCCGUGAGCUCUUUGCAGCUAAUGGGCGACGGAAGGCCUGCAUUAGACACGUCCAUCCGUCUGACGGCGGUGGCCGUCCACAAGGAUAAGAACAGCCAGCAUGCUGUGAAAUGGGCUGUUGAAAAUCUGAUGAGCACGACGACCAUUGUGCUCAUCCAUGUCAGGAACAAAUCCGCUAAGACGGAAGCAGGCCAGGAAACCACAAGGGAAGAAGCAGAUGAAGAAGUGAAUAACCUAUUCCUCCCUUAUAGGGGGUUUAGUGCUCGCAAAGGGAUGAUGGUCCGGAUGAACCUCCAUGCCAUAUAUGGCGGCGUGGCUGCAUCCAAACCGUCACCCGGAUGUGCAGUCUACUACACACUUAGCUUAUGCUUACAUGAUUGUUUGUGUACUCUGCAGACGCAGCUGAAGGAGGAAGUCCUAGAAGGUGCUGAUAUUUCAAAUACCAUAGUCGAUUACAUCAAUGCCAAGUCCAUCCAAAACCUUGUUGUCGGGGCCUCAAACAGCAGUAUCAUGAAAAAACUCAGAGGUGUUGAUGUUCCAUAUAACCUCAUAAAAUCGGUACCAGACUUCUGUGCCGUGUAUGUCAUUUCCAAGGGGAAACCAACUACCAUCCGACCAGCAAGAAACUCAUAUCCAAGUACCAUUCCACCAAGGAAUUUGAGCUUCAUGGCGAGUUCGCUGUACCAACCUGACCAAGACAAUACAGUCAGGGCACCGUAUUCAAGGAGGAACUGGGGAGUUUCAGCUCCACCAACCCCCAUACAUGAGAGAACAGAAAGAAGAUCAACAGAUUUGCUGCCUGAUUAUCUGAAUACAUCCGCAAGAGACAGACCACUUUCCACAGCUCGUUCGGUGCCCAACAAUCUAUUCAUGGACAACCUUGAUCCUGCCAACCAGGCCCAAAGUUCAGUUGAUUAUGGAAGCUCAUUUUCAGACGACAUUGAUUUACAGGGAGUCAGUUUCCAAUCCAUGAACAUUGGAGAUUCUCUUGAGUUCUCAUCAGCCUCCAUGGAUAGUCAUUGGACUGGGAGCAGCUCCUCUUUUACUGGUGCAAACCGAGAACUUGAGUCUGAAAUGAGAAAGCUGAAACUUGAGCUAAAGCAAACAAUAGAGAUGUAUAGCAAUGCUUGCAAAGAAGCUGUAAUAGCUAAACAGAAGACUAUGGAGCUUCAACAAUGGAAAAUUGAGGAAGCACAAAAGUUCGAGGAAUUAAGAAAUGCAGAAGAAGCAGCUCUUGCUAUGGCUGAAAUGGAAAAAAUAAAGCGUAGAUCUGCUGUUGAAGCAGCUGAAGCUGCACAAAGAAUUGCUGAGCUUGAAGCACUUAAGAGACAACAUGCAGAGAGGAAAGCAAGGCGUGAGGCAGAAGAGAAGAAGAAAGUAUUGGAUGCACUGGCUCAUACAGACACCCGCUACAGGAGAUACACCAUUGAAGAGAUUAAGGCUGCAACUAAUGACUUCAGUGCAGAAAAUAAGAUUGGUGAAGGUGGCUAUGGACCUGUGUACAAGGCCUAUUUGGAUCAUACCCCAGUUGCCAUUAAGGUCUUAAGAACAGAUGCUGCACAGGGAAGAAAACAAUUCCAACAAGAGGUUGAAGUCUUGAGCUGCAUCCGUCAUCCUAACAUGGUCUUACUACUUGGAGCCUGCCCUGAGAACGGAUGCUUGGUGUACGAGUUCAUGGAUAACGGUAGCUUAGAUGACAGACUCUUCCGAAAAGGAAACUCACCCCCUAUUCCAUGGAGCACAAGAUUCAAAAUCGCUGCUGAAAUAGCUACUGCACUCUUGUUCCUCCAUCAAGCAAAACCAGAGCCACUGGUCCACCGUGAUCUAAAGCCUGCAAAUAUCCUCCUAGAUCGAAACUAUGCCAGCAAAAUCAGCGAUGUCGGUCUUGCAAGGCUUGUUCCACCAUGUGAAGCAGACAAUGUAACGCAAUACCACAUGACAUCAACUGCAGGAACCUUCUGCUAUAUUGACCCUGAGUAUCAACAAACAGGGAUGCUCGGAGUCAAGUCUGAUAUUUACUCUCUAGGUAUAAUGCUGCUUCAGAUUAUCACGGCUAAGCCUCCAAUGGGUCUCACCCACCAUGUUGAGAGGGCGAUUGAGAAAGGAAUCUUUGCAAAGUUGCUUGAUCCAGCAAUAACUGAUUGGCCAGUAAAAGAAACACUUUGCUAUGCUAAAAUUGCCUUGAAAUGUGCUGAAUUGAGAAGAAAGGACCGGCCUGAUCUUGGAACAGUAGUCUUGCCAGAGCUUAACAGACUAAGAAAAUUUGGACGAGAAUAUGAAGUCAGUAGACGAUAUAAUGCCAAAAGUUGCAGGAGUGGCAGCAAUUUCAGCACUCCACCAAGGCCACACAGCAACAGCAGUUCACAUCCAAGGACGCAGCCACUUGUACAACAGGAAAAAGUUAUAAGCAACGCAAGUAUUACAGCACCGUGGACUUCUUCGAGUGAUGAUGAACUCAGAUCUGGAUAAAUGCACAGGGUUAAUGACUGAAGAAGGUUUGAGUAAGCUAAAUGCUUCAAGUUUAACAAAAUUAUAAUUUGAUGGCUGAAGAUGGGUGCAGUGCAUGUCAGCUGUUAAUCAAUCAUAUAAUGAAUGUUUCCGAUUCUAGUUGAUAGAAUCGGUGUCAGAUAAAUUGUGUCUUUCAUGGUAAACAAAGAUACAGAAUCAUUGGUUAAUAUGAAUUCAUAAUUUCCUAAAGUUUUCUAACUUGACCUCAUAGAAGAAUAACUCAGAUGAAAUGAAAUUUAAACGCUGCCAGGCAUUCUGAGCAUUUUGUGAAGCCGCUUAUUAGCAAGAAUCGGCCACCGCCAUCAAAGAUCAUUUCAUAGCAGUAAACCUUAAGGGAUUAUACGCAUAUACCAUAACGGGUUUUGUCUUUUAGCGAUUCCAAAACUUUCUGCAUACUGCUAUAUAUAAUGUCCUUUAUGUAAAAGCUAAGGUAAGGAAAGCGUUGACUGUUUGCCUCAUGUUUGUGUUUGCUGCUUCUCUCUCGUCGGGUGAAAAACCUUUCUAGGUUUUAUGCCUCUUUCAUGGUAUCAGAGCACGCCUGGAUAAGUGAUCUCCUUCUUCUUCUCUCGGUAUCUAAUCCCAUCAUCCCUGGUUGGUAUUUUCACAUUGAAUCCAACUUUCUCCUAAUUUCCCACCUCAAACAUCUCACACAACAUCAGCUCGCCGCCGAUAAUUAUCAGACCUGGAGAGCUCGGGUUCUUAAAACCUUCUCGACAAACGUGUUUGCUGGAUUCCUAUAUGGGAGCUGUGCCUGUCCACCACAAUACAGUAGGCGUGCUAACAUCAACUUUUAGAAAACAGACUAUUUCAAAUAUGAAACCUCAAUUAAAACCUGACAAUCUCUCUGCACUCCAUGAUUUCUCCAACGUCAGCACUCUAGAAGGGAGACUAUAACCCACCAACAGCUACUUCCCCAUGCCCUCCAUCUAAACUCAUCUGGAGAACUCCAGAAGGGAGACUAACCCACCAACAGCUACUUCCUCAUACCCUCCAUCUACACUCCUCAUCUGGAGCACUCCCAUCUACACUCAUCUGGAGCACUCCAGAAGGGAGACUAACCCACCA